This is a messenger RNA of Centropristis striata (black sea bass), 1520 nucleotides long. It is a transcript of the gene nicn1, whose product is annotated as nicolin 1. The transcript has 7 exons. Lineage: Eukaryota; Metazoa; Chordata; Actinopteri; Perciformes; Serranidae. The coding region runs from base 181 to 837 and encodes 218 amino acids. Gene Ontology annotation, cellular component: nucleoplasm. The record is from RefSeq and is a predicted model, not a curated record.
GGUCAGAAACUGAAAGUGCUGCUGGCCCUUUAAGACUCUCUCUGUCGCCUUGGUAACAGUCAGACAGUAGCCGAGCACCUUUAGCAUGUAAACCAAACAUAUGCGACUUCAAGCGUUUCGGUGUUUCUGUCUCUUUACAGUCGACUUUUACUGACUGAGACUGCUCUCUGACAAACAAAGAUGAGUAGGAGCAGCGAUGACAUCACGCCCGUCAGCUGCACCAUCAAACCUCCUGUCUACCUGCAGAUCGGAGACGUGAAAACAGAUGCAGCACAUUCUGGUGUUUGUGUUGUAGAUGUUGCUCUUCCCUUUGGAAAGCCUGUCAAUAUUGAGGAGAUCACCUUUAAGAACUACUACACAGCCUACGUGACUGUGCGUUUGCUGAGGAGGAGCGGUGGGCAGGAUGCCCCCGCUAAGUGGUGCACUGCUCUGAGAGACCUGCCACUGAUGGACAACCCCCACACCGAGGGGGGCUCCCAGGACUACUGCUCCAUCCACAGGACACAGAUGCAGGUGGAGGCGGACCACGUGGUGUCUGUCAGACUGAUCCUGAGACAGCCGUCCUCAGCCUGGCUCACCUUCAGCCUCGAACACAUCAAAAUAUUCCCUCAUAUUGAGCCGGACCCAGAGAAGGAGGUCUCUGAUUGGCUGUCUGACCUGACCCUGGGUGACCAGCACCCUGACCUGGAGGGUCUCCCAGACCCUCAGACUGUGUCCUCCAGCAUCCAGCAGAUGUGGGCUCUGACUGAGGUGAUGCAGACCAACCAGACCACGGCCUCCAUCGGACGCUUUGACGUGGACGGAUGCUACGACAUCAACCUGCUCUCUCUGACGUAACCUGUUCUCAUAAACAUGGAACACUUCAUGGAAAGAUUCAUCACUAAAACCUCUGAAGAUGCAUACUGUCUGCUGGAGAACCAUUGAGAACUAACUCUGCUGUUUAUUUAUUUAUUGUCAUUAAGUUGGCUAAUGAGAAACUAUCAUGAUUUACUGUGACAUGCCUCUUUAAUGUUCUCAGCUUAAUAGGAAAUGUGGUCUAAACAACACUUGUUUUCAGAGAACAGUAUGAACUGCACUCAUGUGUUUACUCAUGCAGUCAUUUAUUGAGGUGAAAAGUUUACUAACUAAGCUGCUCUUACUCUAAUCUUAAAUAAAAUGUGGCAUUGUAGUCAUCUAAAUCAGCAUUUCUCAAACCUCCUGAAAGCAUCUUGAGUCCUCUUCCUGAUCAAGGCUGAUUCAAACGAUCAGCUUGUUACCAAGCAGCUUCAGGAGUUCAUAACAAGCCGAUUGUUUGAGUGUUGGAGCGGGUAGAGAUCUGAAAACAUUUGAGAAAUGCUGCUCUAAAAAGACUUUGUGUUUAGCAUCAAUAUGCAUCAGUGUGCUGUAACCUACUGACACCAGUGGAUGACUUCUUCUUUAAUUGGCUGAGUCACCAGUCUGCGUUUCAUUCAACACUUUGAAUGUAUAAAAACAUGGAUAACAAGGGAGAGAGUGGUACAUUGUUUCUGUAACGCUGGCAG